AUUCCACCUCUAACAAUCAUUCCUCCCACACUGCAAGGAGUGCGAUAUGUUGAUGGAGGAAUCUCUGACAACCUGCCGCAGUAUGAGCUGAAAAAUACCAUCACUGUGUCCCCGUUCUCCGGAGAGAGCGACAUCUGCCCCCGAGACACUUCCACCAACAUGCACGAGCUGCGAUUCACCAACACAAGCAUUCAGUUCACUCUCACCAACCUCUACAGAAUCUCCAGGGCACUUUAUCCUCCAGACCCAAUGGUAGCACUAGUUGAGGCCUGCAUGGAGAGGAAGAGCCUGGCGCAGUCGUUAAGCAACCGGCUUCCUGUCAGGUUGGCCUCCAUGAUGUUCUCCUACACUCUCCCCGUGGAGUCUGCUAUGUCCUUGACUCUCAGGUAG
Molecule: messenger RNA, 390 nt
Organism: Sander lucioperca (pikeperch)
Lineage: Eukaryota; Metazoa; Chordata; Actinopteri; Perciformes; Percidae
Product: patatin-like phospholipase domain-containing protein 2
Exons: 3
Biological process (GO): lipid homeostasis; triglyceride catabolic process
Cellular component (GO): cytoplasm; membrane; lipid droplet
Molecular function (GO): triacylglycerol lipase activity
Source: RefSeq, a predicted model, not a curated record